Messenger RNA from Zalophus californianus (California sea lion), 4660 nucleotides. It is a transcript of the gene MAPKAPK3, whose product is annotated as MAPK activated protein kinase 3. The record is from RefSeq and is a predicted model, not a curated record. Gene Ontology annotation, cellular component: nucleus; cytoplasm. NCBI's taxonomy places the organism in Eukaryota, Metazoa, Chordata, Mammalia, Carnivora, Otariidae. Gene Ontology annotation, molecular function: mitogen-activated protein kinase binding; calcium/calmodulin-dependent protein kinase activity; calcium-dependent protein serine/threonine kinase activity. The transcript is spliced from 11 exons. The coding region runs from base 197 to 1351 and encodes 384 amino acids. Gene Ontology annotation, biological process: response to cytokine; peptidyl-serine phosphorylation; toll-like receptor signaling pathway.
UGGGGGGGAAAAGGGGAGCGGUCACGUGGGUCGCCGCCGGCGCGACUCGGCUCUAGGAGCUCCCGCCGCGGGUUCCCGGGGCCCCGGUCCUUGCCCCUCGCCGGCGCCAGCCAGGUACCCUGUUGUCAGGGACGCUCUUGCCAGGUGGCCCUGGACGCGCCAGGCUGGGGUCGCCUCUGAGCGCCCCGCGGGGGCCAUGGAUGGCGAGACAGCAGAGGAGCAGGGGGGCAAUAUGCCCCCGCAAGGUGCACCCUGCGGACCCGGCUCAGCCGGCGCUCCUGCCCUCGGGGGGCGGCGGGAGCCCAAGAAGUAUGCAGUGACCGAUGACUACCAGUUGUCCAAGCAGGUGCUGGGCCUGGGUGUGAACGGCAAGGUGCUGGAGUGCUUCCACAGGCGCACUGGGCAGAAAUGUGCCCUGAAGCUCCUGUACGACAGCCCCAAGGCCCGGCAGGAGGUGGACCACCACUGGCAGACCUCAGGGGGCCCUCACAUUGUGCGCAUCCUGGACGUGUAUGAAAACAUGCACCACGGCAAGCGCUGUCUCCUCAUCGUCAUGGAGUGCAUGGAAGGUGGUGAGCUCUUCAGCCGGAUUCAGGAGCGUGGCGACCAGGCUUUCACCGAGAGAGAAGCUGCAGAGAUCAUGCGGGAUAUCGGCACUGCCAUCCAGUUCCUGCACAGCCAGAACAUCGCCCACCGAGAUGUCAAGCCUGAAAACCUGCUCUACACGUCCAAGGAGAAAGAUGCAGUACUCAAGCUCACCGACUUCGGCUUUGCCAAGGAGACCACCCAAAAUGCCCUGCAGACACCCUGCUACACUCCCUAUUACGUGGCUCCUGAGGUCUUGGGUCCAGAGAAGUACGACAAAUCAUGUGACAUGUGGUCCCUGGGCGUCAUCAUGUACAUCCUCCUGUGUGGCUUCCCGCCCUUCUACUCCAACACGGGCCAGGCCAUCUCCCCAGGGAUGAAGAGGCGGAUCCGCCUAGGCCAGUAUGGCUUCCCCAAUCCUGAGUGGUCAGAGGUUUCUGAAGAUGCCAAGCAGCUGAUCCGCCUCCUACUGAAGACAGACCCCACAGAGAGGCUGACCAUCACACAGUUCAUGAACCAUCCCUGGAUCAACCAAUCAACGGUGGUGCCGCAGACCCCACUCCACACAGCCCGCGUGCUGCAGGAGGAUAGAGACCGCUGGGAUGAGGUCAAGGAGGAGAUGACCAGUGCCCUGGCAACCAUGCGUGUGGACUACGACCAGGUGCAGAUCAAGGACCUGAAGACCUCUAACAACCGACUGCUCAACAAGCGGAGAAAGAAGCAGGCAGGCGGCUCCUCAGGCUCACAGGGCUGCAACAACCAGUAGCGCACCGGGCCUUGGAUGAGGGCCUUGGAUGAGGGCCUUGGAUGGGCCCGGCCGCGCAGCCUGGGGACAGACAGGAGCGUGCUGACGCCCCGGGUCAUUGUUUUUAACAAAAGGAUCAUUUUGUUGUGUUUUAUUUUGUCACUUAGAACUUCAGGAUGGGCGACCAUGACUCCAAACCUCCUUAGAGAGGACCCAGGGCCCCGGAGUUAGGGAGCCACCUGCCACAGCUGCAGCGCCUUUGGCCAGAGCGGCCUGAGUGAGAUGUAGCUCUGCUGGGCACGCUGGGGCAUGGCUUUAGACUUCUAGGCCACCGGCAGUUGUGGCGGGCUUCCCUCCUCCCUUGGAGACACCCCCCCUGUAGGGUGGGCAGAUGGGCCUGGCCUUGGGAAAGGCAUCUGGCCAUUGGUUGCCAUGGUGACCAGGGACCGGCUUGCUGUCUGUGAAUGCUGAGUGAGAGAGCAAGGGAGGGAGAAGGGGCAAUGGGGGUCUGCUUCUGCGUCCUUGGGGAGGCUGGUCUCCUUCACACUGCUCCACCCUCUCAGGCUCCCUCCCUUUGGUCUCCCGAGGCCCAUGGUCAGUUUGCCUGCCUCGCUGGGUGGUCCAGCCCUAUCUUGCUGCAACCCCGUCCCACAGGGCCCCUGGAGCACCCUCCCUGCAGAGUCCCUGGGCCUAGUGAUGCUGUUACUACCCGUUACCCAAAGAGUGGCCUCUCAUCUCAGGGGAGGGUGGGAGGUAUUUUUAACCCUUUUCUACUUCGGAAAAUGUCACUGUGACGAAAGCCAGUACACUUCUCCUGCCCCUACCCACUCACUGGUUCCCAGGCAGGAAAGCUUCUCUGUACCGGUUCGCCCUCCACCUUGUCCUGGUUGAUGGCAGGGGCUGCCUCCUCAUGUACUUUUGUGAGAGUGGAUGGCUGGGGGCAGGACCCAGGGGCUCCCCAUUAAUCAGGGAUCUCUUUCUACGCUCUGGGUCAGACCCAAGGCAGUGGAGGGCUGCUGAGUGAUGCUUAGAAGGUCUGGUUCUGGGUCCCAGCUUUGGCCUGAGUUGGAACAGAGAGGAUCCCUUCCUUGCCGGUCCAAGCUUACCCAGUCCCACGGCUGCCCAGGGUAGCCUCAGGGUUCUCAGUGCCUGAUAUGGGCCUGACAAGUGCCUGACACCCAGCCUGGUUCCUGACCUCUCUCUCGCUGGCUGGGAAACCCGAGCCCACGUCAGAUAGGAAAACACUGCUGGGUUUUACAUGUAGAUAGUAAUAAACACCAUUUUGGCAUUUCCUCCUGGUUCCUGGGUUUCUCUGUCUACACGAGUGGACAAAAGUGGCCCAAGGGCAGCUGCUCACACCCACCAGUGAUCCCCCUUUAGGCCUAGUAAGCAUGCGGGCUGGCUCCAGGGCCACUGUGGCUUCGCCGGGCAUGGAAAGGUCAGAGAAGCAGACGCAUGGCAGCUUCCUCAUGCCACCAGCUAUGGGGCGCCCCGCGCACCGUGUGUGUGACACCCACCCCCGGGCCCCGCGUGCGCCAGCGUCUGCCCACAGCGGCCACCCCCAGCUGCAUGCCAGCCUGCUGAAGGGCGGGCGGAGAGCCUGCUGCAGCGCUGAGCUAUUUUCAGAAGCUGCCAGAUUUCAUUUGGCAGAGAGAAUGUCGGGGAGGGGAGGGGGCGGGACGCUGGAGACUGUCUUUUGACUAUUCCGGCAGUAGAGCACCCUCAGCCCUCGGAAGCCCCUGCGGGCAGCCUCGAGGCAGGGCCCUGACUGUGGCAUAUUCCCUCAGCUCCUAUCUUGAAACCUCCCAGUUUCCCAAGAGCUCAACUGGCACCCGCAGCUCUCCCUCCACCUCCUGUCCCCUCAAGGCGUGGGGGAAGGGGUGGAGAUGGUAGAAGGCAGGGAGAAGGCCAGCACUCCUGAGAUGCGGGCUGCUUCCUAGCUUGGCGACCUUGGACAAGUCCCCCAGGUUUCCCACCUCAAUUUCCUCAACUGCGAUGGGGCGGUAGUGCCCACCCUGGGGAGUCAUCUGGGGGAUCCAGGCAGAGGAUGCAUGUGAAGUGCCUAGCAAGGUGCCUGGUGCAUGGCUCGUGCCCAGGACCCAUUUGCCACCCCAGCAUCCUUAGCCAUCAGGAAGGAGAGAGGUACCUGAAGUUGCUAGAGGGAAAAGCAACCCUGCCCAGAUCUAUCUCUGGGACUUUCCACCCCCCAAAGUCAGGCAUUUGCCACCCAUGGGGUUUUACUCCCAAGGGCUUGCUCUCCAGAGCAGCAUCACCUGGGUUUCCUGAACCUUGGGCAAAGCCUUGGGCUUCAAGGAGGGUGGCCUACCCUUCUGAAGGGGCCCUGGGCUCCCCAGAUGAAUUCUGGGGACCUCGUGGAGCCUGUGGUUCAGACCAACCCUUGCCAUGUACUCUGCCCAGUGCAAUACUGGCCAGAUGCAAAGGCAGAUUGUCUAGCCACAGAGCUGCAGACAGACUCCCUUGCUGGACCCUGAGCAGCCACGGCGCUUGAGUCCCCACGCUGGGUGCAAGGAAAGCAUCAGUGAAAGCUGCACGCAGGGCUCUCACCUAAACUCCGGGAGAAGGACAAAACAGCACACAAAUGCUACAAUCUCAGGCUCGAAAUGGUCUGUGGAGGAAGGGCGUGGCUUAAGAAGGAGGUGUCACGGGACUUUUAAGCCAAAGAGGGAACUGAUGCAGCCCAGUGGCUGGGGAGGGUGUCUGAUAGUUUAUAGGACUGAAGACAGAACUGCAGGGACCUGGAUCAGGGCCUUGGGGACAGAAGGACUCUACACCCCUCAGCUCUGCCUGUCUGUGCUUCUCCCUGGGGCUGAUCUUGAUCUUCUGUCCGUACAGCCUUCUCACAUCCGGGACCGCAGCUUCCGCAGUUCCAUCAGGGAGGCAUCUGCCAGGGGCCUACACUCCAGGCCCAGGGAGGGAUUCUAAUUGGCCAUACUUGGCCCAUCGCUGUUGUGGGGAAGGGGGAGUGGCUAGGUUGGUGGGGGUGCAGCAGAGGGAGUUAGCAAAGGAGAGGGUUGGAAGGAUUGCCCCCAUAUCUGCCAUGUCUGCUCGGCCACUUCCAAGAGCUGAAGAGACGUGGGGUCCCCUGAUCUCUGGCAUCAGGCAUGCUCUCAUAGGCCAGGGCAAGGAGGCUGGGUGCCUGGCCAAGUCACACUCUUUGGGCCUCAGUGUGGCUAUCUGUGAAAUAGGAGCAAACCCCUGACAAUCAGCUGGAAUUAAGCUGUGUGGCCACUUGUUCUCAUCAGCCUGUUCACAGGCAUUUACUUGGCCACCAUGCUGGCGUCCUGGAAGUUUUCAAUAAAGAAUCCAUGA